AUGUCUGAGCGCUACCGCCAGUCGGCCACCGAGACAAAGGCCAACCAGCAGAUCCUCCACGCCCUCAUCCGCGACCACCCGCACAACAAGGUCUGCGCAGACUGCAAGCGCAACGACGCUCGCUGGGCUUCGGUCAACCUCGGCAUCUUUGUCUGCCUCCGCUGCAGCGGCAUCCACCGCGGACUCGGCGUCCACAUCUCGCGCGUCCGCUCGAUCGACCUCGACACCUGGACCCAGACCCACAUCGACACGAUGCGCCGCUGGGGCAACCACCGCGCAAACCUCUACUGGGAGGCCCACCUCAAACCGGGCCACCUCCCACCCGACCAG
Rhodotorula graminis WP1 is the source of this 330-nucleotide messenger RNA. RefSeq lists its product as uncharacterized. The record is from RefSeq and is a predicted model, not a curated record. The transcript has a single exon. Lineage: Eukaryota; Fungi; Basidiomycota; Microbotryomycetes; Sporidiobolales; Sporidiobolaceae. The annotation marks the transcript as partial. Gene Ontology annotation, biological process: intra-Golgi vesicle-mediated transport; endocytosis; endoplasmic reticulum to Golgi vesicle-mediated transport. Gene Ontology annotation, cellular component: Golgi apparatus. Gene Ontology annotation, molecular function: GTPase activator activity.